Messenger RNA from Xylaria bambusicola, 2315 nucleotides. Its product is annotated as camp-mediated signaling protein Sok1. The transcript has a single exon. The record is from RefSeq and is a predicted model, not a curated record. Lineage: Eukaryota; Fungi; Ascomycota; Sordariomycetes; Xylariales; Xylariaceae. The coding region runs from base 172 to 2172 and encodes 666 amino acids.
GAGGUCGCCCUGUAGGAACAGCAAACAACGGGAUAGUCUGGCUCACCGAUUCUCUAAUCUAAAAAUAAUUUAAAUCUGAAAUCACUUCUGGAUCUAGUUCGUAUCAGAUCGAGGUUGCCAGGCCUUCAUCAGCCCAAAUAGUCCGUGGAACUGAGGAAACAGUUGUCGAAAAUGACCGAUCAGGGAAGCGGCAUUGAGAGUGGUGGGUUCGACAACAAGUCUGCGAGGCGAAUGUCGGAAGCCAUACCAAACCCUCGCGAUGAUCAGAUUCAGCAGCCCGCCAACCAAACAGAGGGUUCGCCGUCUAAAGAUGAAGAGCAGUAUUUGAAAGCCGGACGACGCAGCACACCCAGAGACAACGGGCUAAGUCGGAAUGGACUCAACCGAAAUUCAUUCCAGCAUUCUACUCGCAGUUCGCCGGAACCAACCACACGCCCCAUGGAACCCCCCGUAACAAAAGCCACUCUGAGCGAAUUGGACGUUGCCAAAAUCAUUCAUAACCCCAGACUUCGGCACGAUAUCAACUUCGACCCCGAGCUUCACUUCCGACCCAACCUGGAUGGGGAAAAGGGUAGGAGGAAGCAACAAAAAGCCGACCAAUUCUGGGAUACCCUACGUGAUCAGUUGCAACAAUUCAUUACUGACAGAGAUGGCUUCAUUCAACAAUACGGAAACGGGGAAGACUGGUCUCUCCCAUUAUUACUGAGAUCCGUCAAGGAAAUUAUUCAGACUCUGGUGCCGGCUAGGGAUCGUCUCUGUCUAGAUGAGGGUCUCAACGUGGAGCUCAUCAUGCAGCAAUUCAGCAGAGGCAUGGCUGAUCUCGAAAAAUUGGCCUCUUGGUUAUCAGGGGUACUAAAAUCCCACUGCGCCCCUAUGAGAGACGAAUGGGUGGACCAGAUGUACAGCCAAUUGACCAACGGCAACCGGACGAAUAACAUGGCAGAGCUUGUGCAAGGCUUGCGCAAUCUGUUAAGUGUCUUGGAGGCAAUGAAGCUAGAUGUGGCCAAUCACCAGAUUCGAUGUCUACGGCCUAUUCUGAUUGAAGACACUGUGCACUUUGAGCAGCGUUUCUUCCUUAAGAAGAUGAGAGAUGGAAAGGUGAAUACUCGAUCAGCACAGACAUGGUAUUCACACCUAAGCCCCGUGCAGGAUCCAGUAUCAGUGCAGGCGUUCGGAGAGAUGGCCGUUUUUUUUGAGGAGCUUAUCAACAUGACCAUGCCUUCCAGCGCCCGCCAAUAUAGUAGUCUGCCUACCACAUUCCUCUUCGAUGAGGAGCGGAUCGCUAAGCUUCGCUGCGACAUACUUGACGCGAUCAACUUGGAAGUAUGUAUGCGACUGUAUGAGACGUACGAGACUGUAGACAGGAAUAUGUCGCAUUGUGAUCCUACAAUGGCAGUCCCUUCCCCAUACCUAGCUACACCUUUGUCCGACGCCUCAGGAUUUUUAAGCUCGAGAACCGAGGACGAGGGCAGCGAGUUCAACUUUAAUGCGCCUUCACGACCUUCGAGUAUGGUCUUCAGCUCUGCUGGCUCUGCCCACUCUUCUCCCCGUUCUUCCCUUAUCGCCCCAACAGUUCCAGCCGUCAAAUCGCAAGAAGAACUACGGUCUAGAUCUCAAGAGCUGUAUGAUUCUCUUGUAGCUUUGGUGCAGAGUUCUACUACAAGCUCACGUGCGUCCAGAUGGCGGGCGAUGAAUGACUCCCUAGCCCUGCAAAUUUUCAGGUUCACUAAUGCCUCAACGGAUAUGCUAGAGAGUUUCGAGAAGAGCCUCAAUAUGCAUGUCGGUGACGUACGUUCGCCUACCGAUGGGUCGGAAACUCCUUACUCGGCACUCUUUCAGAGUGUCGAGGACGUUUUCCGCGACCGUCUACGAGCAGAACUUCAACAGCGCGUGAAGGACUUGAAAGGCUUAACCGGUGUCAAUCUCUUCUCUGUCGCUACUGGUGGUCGUCUACAAGGUCACAAUCGUUCUUGGGAUAUCUCGCGAGACAGUGUUAGGGAUGGGGAGCGAGACAGCUCGACCCGCGGUACUCGUGAAGAGGCUGGCGUAGAUGAUAUGGCUAUCCGACUAGCACACAUGGGAUUGAUACACUGGAGAGUAUGGUCGCAGCUCGUCUAUGUCAGCGACGUUGACAACGACGUUCUUGAUGACGAUGUGCCUAUGGUCAUCUAAAGGUUGAUCCAGAAUGCCCAUGGCAAUACCCCCUUGAGAUGGGUAUUAUUCAAACUUCUGUCAAAUCUCGGCGACGAAGGACCUGACCCAUUGUGGUCCUUUACUACUACCACCUUUACCCCUCUUUAAUCGUAGCUCAUUUG